CACUGUUUGGUACUGAUUCGUCUCACUUGUUUGCAGUCACGAUGGGACGUGUUAUCAGGGGACAGAGAAAAGGUGCGGGUUCCGUGUUCAAAGCCCACGUGAAGCACAGAAAAGGUGCAGCUAAACUCCGACACAUUGACUUCGCUGAACGUCAUGGCUACAUCAAGGGAAUCGUGAAGGAUAUUAUCCACGAUCCUGGCCGUGGUGCUCCCCUAGCCAAGGUGGCUUUCCGUGACCCCUACCGGUUUAAAAAGAGGACAGAGCUGUUCAUUGCUGCUGAGGGCAUCCACACUGGACAGUUCAUCUACUGCGGCAAGAAAGCUCAGCUGAACAUCGGCAAUGUCCUCCCUGUGGGCACCAUGCCUGAGGGAACCAUCAUCUGCUGCUUGGAGGAGAAGCCAGGUGACCGAGGCAAGCUGGCCAGGGCGUCUGGAAACUACGCAACAGUCAUCUCCCACAACCCUGAGACCAAGAAGUCCAGAGUCAAGCUGCCCUCUGGGUCCAAGAAGGUCAUUGCAUCCGCUAACAGAGCUGUUGUCGGUGUGGUUGCCGGAGGCGGUCGUAUUGACAAGCCCAUCCUGAAGGCUGGCCGUGCCUACCACAAAUAUAAGGCCAAGAGGAACUGCUGGCCACGUGUCCGUGGUGUGGCCAUGAACCCUGUUGAGCAUCCCUUCGGUGGUGGUAACCACCAGCAUAUUGGCAAACCCUCAACGAUCAGGAGGGACGCACCAGCUGGUCGCAAGGUCGGUCUCAUUGCUGCCCGCCGUACUGGCAGACUGCGUGGAACAAAGACUGUCCAGGAGAAGGAGAACUAACCGUCUAUACAAUAAAAUGUUCCAAGGAAGCC
This is a messenger RNA of Esox lucius (northern pike), 847 nucleotides long. It is a transcript of the gene rpl8, whose product is annotated as ribosomal protein L8. The transcript has 5 exons. The record is from RefSeq and is a predicted model, not a curated record. Gene Ontology annotation, cellular component: cytosolic large ribosomal subunit; ribosome. The coding region runs from base 42 to 815 and encodes 257 amino acids. Lineage: Eukaryota; Metazoa; Chordata; Actinopteri; Esociformes; Esocidae. Gene Ontology annotation, molecular function: structural constituent of ribosome; RNA binding. Gene Ontology annotation, biological process: cytoplasmic translation.